Bufo bufo (common toad) is the source of this 4145-nucleotide messenger RNA. RefSeq names its product RAD50 double strand break repair protein (gene RAD50). Gene Ontology annotation, molecular function: double-stranded telomeric DNA binding; G-quadruplex DNA binding; single-stranded telomeric DNA binding. Bases 107 to 4045 code for a protein of 1312 amino acids. Gene Ontology annotation, cellular component: Mre11 complex; nucleus; condensed nuclear chromosome. NCBI's taxonomy places the organism in Eukaryota, Metazoa, Chordata, Amphibia, Anura, Bufonidae. The record is from RefSeq and is a predicted model, not a curated record. The transcript is spliced from 26 exons. Gene Ontology annotation, biological process: telomere maintenance via recombination; chromosome organization involved in meiotic cell cycle; telomere maintenance via telomerase.
GGAGAACAGGAAGGCGACAACGAGAGAAACGAACAUUACCCGGUAAGGUCGGUACGGGACUGUAGGACAGGGGCUAAAUAAGGGUAUUGAGGUCCUAUUUAUCAAGAUGUCUAAAAUAGAGAAGAUGAGCAUCCUGGGUGUGAGGAGUUUCGGGGUAGAAGAUAAAGAUAAACAAGUUAUAACGUUCUUCACUCCGCUGACGAUAUUAGUAGGACCAAAUGGAGCAGGGAAAACUACUAUUAUUGAGUGUCUCAAGUAUAUUACAACAGGAGAUUUUCCACCUGGAUCAAAAAGGAAUACCUUUGUGCAUGAUCCUAAGGUUGCUCAUGAAACAGAUGUCAGAGCCCAGAUUCGCUUGCAGCUCCGGGAUGUGAAUGGAGAAAUUAUAGCUGUUCAGAGGUCCAUGGUGUGUACACAGAAGGGGAAAAAGACUGAAUUCAAAACACUGGAAGGAGUAAUUACAAGAAUGAAACAUGGUGAAAAAGUAAGCCUGAGUACAAAGUGUGCAGAAAUGGACAAAGAGAUGAUAAGUGCUUUAGGAGUGUCCACCGCUGUGCUCAACAAUGUUAUAUUCUGUCACCAGGAGGAUUCUAACUGGCCUCUAAGUGAAGGGAGGCAGCUGAAGAUAAAGUUUGAUGAGAUCUUUUCUGCCACCAGAUACAUUAAAGCCCUAGAGACUUUGAGGCAAGUGAGGUUGAAGCAGGCUCAACGUGUAAAAGAAUGUCAGGCAGAACUUAAAUAUCUUAAACAGAACAAGGAGAAAGCCCAGGAAAUCCGAGACAACCUCCACAGUAAAGAAACACAGCUAGCAGCUUCCAGAGAGAAUGUGAAGUCUAUUGAUAAUCAACUCGAACCUCUCAAGAGUCGUCUAUCGGACAUUCAGAGAAACCUUUCUAAAGUGAUGAAGUAUGACAAUGACAUCAAAUCUUUGGAAAGCAGGAAAAGAACUAUGGAAAAAGAUAAUCAGGACCUGGAAGAGAAAAUUGAGAAGGUCUUUCAAGGAAGUGAUGAAGAAUUAAAUGAGAUGUAUCAAAAUCACCAGAGAACCGUGAGAGAGAAGGAGCGAAAACUUAAUGACUACCAGCGUGAAAUUGAUAGAGCUGUUAAAGACUAUCAGAGAUUCAACCGAGAGAAAGGAGAACUGCUGGUGCAGCAAGGACGUCUGCAGAUGGAGGCUGACCAGCAUCAACAACAUAUCAGAACACGAGACUCUCUGAUAAAGUCCUUGGCAGCACAAUUGGAAUUUGAUGGAUUUGAGCGGAUGCCAUUUAACAACAGACAGACAUCUAGUUUCCAGAGGCUGAUCAAAGAGAGACAAGAAAAGGAUGAAGCAGAUUUGAAGCAAAUGAUGAAAGAAUUUUCAGAUAAGGAAACAAUGAAGCAGAGACAGAUAGAUGAAAUAAGAGACAGAAAGACCGGCCUUGAACGUACAAUUGAGCUCAAAAUAACUAUGCAAAGCAAAAAGCAAGCCGACCUAAAGAACAUUAAGUUAGAACUCCAGCAGCUUGAAGGCUCCUCAGACAGACUACAAGAUCUUGACGAGGAACUUAUAAAGACGGAACGUGAGCUGGAGAGUGUAGAGAAAAGUUGCAAUGUAGACGCCCUAAAAAGUGAAGUUAUGCAGCUGCAGAGUCAGAGAUGUGAGUUGGAUAGAACAAUCCGUAAGCUGGAUCAGGAAAUGGAGCAAAUGAACAUGCAUACAAUGACACGCACACAGAUGGAGAUGCUGAAGAAGGAUAAGGGUGAAAAAGAUGAACAUAUUCGAAAAAUAAAGUCUAGACACAGUGAUGAGUUAACUUCAUUGCUGGGGUAUUUUCCAAAUAAGAAGCAACUUGAAGAUUGGUUGUAUACAAAGCAUAAGGAUAUCAAUCAGACCCGGGACAAACUGGCCAGGCUAACCAAGGAGCUGGUUUCAGCUGAACAAAAUAAAAACCAUAUGGGCAAUGAACUGCGUAAAAAAGAAGAACAGUGUGCAUCUUAUGAAGAAAAGAUAUUUGAUGUUUGUGGUAGUCAAGACUUUGACAGUGAUUUGACACGUCUGCAAGACGAUAUAGAAAAAACUUCUAAACAGAGAGCAAUGUUGGCUGGAGCAACUGCAGUAUACACACAAUUCAUCACUCAACUGACUGAGGAGAAUCAGCCCUGCUGUCCAGUUUGCCAGAGAAUUUUUCCUUCAGAAGCAGAGCUGCAAGAUGUAAUUAAUGACAUGCAGUCCAAGCUCAGACUGGUCCCAGAUAAGCUGAAAACCACUGAAACAGAGUUAAAACGAAGAGAGAGAAGAAAGGAUGAAAUGAUGGAACUGAAACCGAUGAGACAAAUGCUUAGUGAUCUUAAAGAAAAAGACAUCCCUGAACUAAGGAACAAGCUUGCAGCAAUAAAUAGGGAAAUACAACGGCUGAAAAAUGAUGUGGAAGAACAGGAAACUCUCAUAGCAACAUUUAUGUCUGAAGAGGAGAGUGCCAAGGCCUGUUUACAGGACAUUUCUCUCAUGGAAAGAUAUCAGAUGGAGUUGAGAGAUGUAGAGAGGAAGAUAGCACAGCAUGCAACCAAACUGCAAGGAGUAGACCUCAGCCGCACCGUGCAACAAGUGAAUCAGGAGAAGCAAGAGAAACAGCAUAACUUGGAUAAUGUUUCCGGUAGAAUUGAGCUGUUACGUAAGCGAAUACAAGACCAACAAGAUCAAGUCCAACAGCUAAAGAGUUCCGCCAACGAACUAAGGGCAGAGAAACUUAAUAUUUCGAGUAAGCUCCAACGUCGACAACAACUGGAGGAUCAAAAUGUGGAACUCACUACUGAGCUGCAGUGUUUGGCAAGAGAGAUAAAGGAAGCAAAAGAGCAAGUUUUCCCAUUGGAAACGACCCUUGAAAAACUACAACUGGAGAGGAAGGAAAUAUUGGAGAGGAAAGACUCCAGCAACCGAGCAGCGCAAGAAAGGCUCAAUGACCUUAAGGAAAAAGUGAAAAAGAUCACCCUGUUUAUGAAAGAUAUUGAUAAAUAUAUAAAUGAUGGGAGAGAAGAAUUCAAAGAGCAAAAGGAUGCUGAACUACAGGACUUAAUUGCUCGACUGAAUGAUUGUGAGAAGCACAAAGAAAAAAUUAAUAAAGAGAUGAUCACUGUUAGACAGGAUAUAGACACACAAAAAAUACAGGAACGAUGUCUCCAAGACAAUCUGACUCUUAGAAAAAGAAUGGAAGAACUUAAGAAGGUUGAAGAGGAAAGAGAAAGACUAUUAACAGAGAUGGGACAAAUGAAUGCAAUGCAACUUAAAAAUGAAUAUCAAGAGCUGGAAAACAAAAUUGAAACCCUGAAAACAAGCCAUAGCCUGGCCCUUGGCCGACAGAAGGGGUAUGAAGAUGAAAUAAUGCGUUUUAAGAAGGAACUGCGUGAAUCACAGUACAAAGAUGCAGAAGAAAAGCAUAGAGAGAUGAUGAUUGUUAUGAGGACUACAGAGCUGGCCAAUAAAGACCUGGAUAUCUAUUACAAGACAUUAGAUCAAGCUAUAAUGAAGUUUCACAGCAUGAAAAUGGAAGAAAUCAAUAAAAUUAUUCGUGACCUCUGGCGCAGUACUUACAGAGGACAAGACAUAGAGUAUAUUGAGAUCAGAUCGGAUGCUGAUGAAACUGUGUCAGCUGCAGAUAAAAGAAGAACUUAUAACUAUAGGGUAGUAAUGAUAAAAGGAGAUGCAGCAUUGGACAUGAGAGGACGCUGUAGUGCAGGCCAGAAGGUUCUAGCUUCUCUCAUUAUUCGUUUGGCACUGGCAGAGACAUUUUGCCUGAACUGUGGAAUACUUGCUCUGGACGAGCCUACUACUAAUUUGGAUCGUGAAAAUAUAGAAUCUCUUGCCCACGCAUUGGUUGAAAUCAUUAAAAGUCGCUCCAGGCAACGAAAUUUCCAGCUUCUUGUGAUCACACAUGAUGAAGAUUUUGUAGAGCUGCUUGGACGCUCUGAAUAUGUUGAACAUUUCUAUAGGAUUAAAAAGAACAUGGACCAAUGUUCUGAGAUCAUUAAAUGCAGUGUCAGCUCCUUGGGAAAUUAUGUUUAUUAAAUAUGGCUCUUGUGGCACAUGUAAAAACGCAUUCUGCUAUGUUUUGACAUUUAUUUGAGGUUGUAUUUCAAAAUGUAAUUAAAAGUACUUUAAGUUUGCC